Messenger RNA from Macrosteles quadrilineatus (aster leafhopper), 5142 nucleotides. Its product is annotated as microtubule-associated serine/threonine-protein kinase 2-like. Lineage: Eukaryota; Metazoa; Arthropoda; Insecta; Hemiptera; Cicadellidae. Gene Ontology annotation, cellular component: apical plasma membrane. The coding region runs from base 1 to 2538 and encodes 845 amino acids. Gene Ontology annotation, molecular function: protein-membrane adaptor activity; signaling receptor binding. The transcript has 8 exons. Gene Ontology annotation, biological process: protein localization to plasma membrane. The record is from RefSeq and is a predicted model, not a curated record.
AUGACUUGUCCCCCUGAGACCGGGCCGGACCAUCCGGCUGCCGAUCCAACCGAAGCCGAACUAGAGGGAGUCUACUGUACUCUAGCGUUGCGUGUGAUUAACUACUCUCGUUUAGAUCGUUACAAUCAUGACAUCGGGGAGGAUACGGAUGACCCCGAGGAGAGCAUUUUGUUUGGUACCUUCUCUUCAUGCUCUCCCCAGUACAAGAAGGUUCAGUCUCGACUCAGCACACACAGCAACAGUGGGUCUAGUGAUGAUGCUCGCAAGUUCAUCUUCCGUUGUGACUCUGACAACUCAAACACGAGUGAACAACCCUCCACAGCGCCUUUCCCUGGAUUCGAUCGUCUCCCUCUAGAACAGUCGUCGGGUGAAGAGCAGACUACAGUGUUAGGUACUGAACAAGUUAGCACACCAGAGUCGUCGCAGACAGAGAGUGACGAUGUCUCGCCACAGGUGCAGCGCAAACGUCGUCUGCACUCCAGAGAGGGACUGCCUCGUUUCUCCAUCUCAACAGAAGAUGAUCAGGCCAGACGCACAACUUGUCAGUUAAUUUGGAAUGUGGACAAGUCAAGCAGCAGUGGUGCUACAAGUGAGGACUCGUCCAGUUCACUCACUCACUCCCCCCUUGCUAACUCCAUGUGUGUUGGUCGUGCGUUUUGCAACUCGGAGGUUUGUCCACCGACCCAAGGGAUCACAAAGGAUCUGUCUCCCAUGGUAGAGAAGACUAAGGGUCUGCCUGCUGCUCUACGGAUGGCUAUCUCCCCAAUCUUCCCGAUAUCCAAGCAUCGCUCCAGAGCUGUCAUAAAGAGUUUCUCUGCCUCCGGACUCUCUCUUAUUAUUCCACCAGCGGAAGACAUGCCCCCACCUAUCCAGUCUCCCGGAGGCUCAAGUACAGCCAGUUCCCGGGAUACUUCCCCUUGUCGAGAACUCUCCCCCUUGGUCAACAGUCUGAAGCCCCCCAUCAUCAUCCGGCGAGGACCUGCGGGCUUUGGCUUCACCGUCCAUACCAUCCGUGUGUAUUAUGGGGACACUGACUUUUACACCAUGCAUCACCUUGUCAUGGCAGUUGAAUGUGGAAGUCCUGCAUUUGAGGCUGGGUUGCGUCCUGGGGACUUGAUUACACACAUCAACAGUGAAGCCGUCCAAGGACUGUACCAUACCCAGGUGCUACAACUGCUGCUGGCUGGGGGCGACCACGUCACCAUCCGCUCCACACCUCUAGAGAACACCAGCAUAAAGUCUGGUGGCCGGCGCAGGGAGCCGGGCCAGAGCAAGCUGGCUCGCCGCAGUCAGGCCAAGCAGCGGCGACAGAAGCGUGAUAUUGGGGAUAAGCGACGAAAAACUUCACUUUUUCGUCGCAUCAGCAGUAAACGGGCUAGUGUGGAGAUGCAGCAGAUGGCUGCAGGUGUGUCGUCCCCUCCAUUAGUAACUCCUAGCCGUAGUUUCCAGUCGUUUAGUAGAACACUCUCUCAAUCAACCCCUGAGACCCCACCUACUGUGGAGACCCCCCGCCAGUCAGAUUUGUCAUCUAGCUCUGCUAGCUCUCCCUCUAGUUGCAGUCCCGGUCCUCCCACUACCCCCUACCAACGUCCCUCGACUCUACACGGACUGAAACACAAACUACACACCGCGGCCAAGUCAGUUCAUUCUCCUGGCCGUCGUAAGUCUGUCGGACAUAUUCCUCUUUCUCCUCUAGCAAGGACACCAUCCCCCUCCCCACUACCCUCAUCCCCCACCCGAUCACCUUCUCCCUUAGCCUUCCCCCCUGGCCACCAACCCGGCAGCUCUAACACCACUCAGAGCUACAGUCCAGGAACCUCUGUUGCCACACCCUCAUCAGGUCCUAAAAAGGGUUUUGGACGAGCUAAGAGUGCUGAGCCGGGGUCGCCGUUGCUGAGACGAGCGUUGUCCCCUGAUAGACUUCACCCUCGCACAGCUGAGAAGCCUGGACCCGCCUCCAUCUCCCCGCUCUGUGACCCAGCCCUCAAGGUUACAAUUACAUCAGCUCCCAGGGUGACUAUCACGUCCAAGUCACCUCCAGUCUUGAAGCCCAUUGUUGUUGAGGAAGAAAAAGAGCAAGUCAAAUCCAAGCCUUCUGUCAAAGCUAUGGCUGACAAUGAUCGGAGUAGUAACAAAAUAGAAGAAGAGUUCAUGAUAGGCAACAAUCAGCCUUUGCCCCGUAUCGCUGAAGAAAAAGAUUCUCCGACUGCAUUGAAAGAGGAACUUGCAAAUUUGAAAUCAGACCCGACGCUACUUCCAAAAGAAUGUGUAUUUACAACAUGUGUUUUGAAACCUGAAUCAUCUCAGAUUCAGCCUCCCGCUCUGAAAUUAGAACCCAGCCCAGUUCUCCGAGAGCCACCCCCCUUGCCACAGAAACCGAGAAGUAAAGGAUCCACUAUUAAGGGAAUCUGUUCAGGAAAGAAAUGGAAGAUGAGAGAAAAUCAGACUCAAAAACAGAGUAAAGAUGAAGAUGCAACGGACAGUAAAACUUCAGGACCCCCCUCGACUUCUGGUAUUUUGAAAUCCGGGCGAAAGUAGUUUGGUAGUACCUUUCAAGUAGGUGCUUGUGUAUAUAUAUAAAUAUUUUUCUGUAAAGUUCUUUUUUUACUUGUACUACAUACUUACCAUUCAGUUUUUUUUUGUUUUUUUAUAAUGUGUAUAGUUUAUAAUAUUUACCGAGUUAUGUUCGAUUUUAUGAGUAUUCCUGUUAAUAUGUACACAUAAAAUGUAAAUGUGAUUUUAAAUAGUACAUAACUGUAGUAUGACAGAAUUGCGAUCUGAGUGAAAUAAACACCAGUCUUUCUUUCUUUUAAACAUAGAUUAUAUUUUUGUAUCUUAACUUAUGCGGCCACAGCAGAAGAGCUCUGUUGCUGGUUAUUUUGAAAGUUAAACAAAUAGUUUUAAGAAUUUGUUGUGAUUACUUUUAAAGUUGCUGGUUCAGAAAUACAUUUUUAAUAUACUAAGUAUAUUAGCAAGAAAGUGUUUAAUUGUCUUUUUCUGUGGUAGGAGUUUUUUGUCCUGAAUGUAAAUGUUUUUAUUUUUAUAUUUAUUUAAAUUGAAGUGCAGGUGUUAUACCUUUCAAUCCAAUGCUGUUUCUCAGAAUAGCCUAAACUCCUUUAGAUUUGAUAAUCUUCGUGUAGUUAUCCUUACUCUUACCUCCUAGGACAGGUGAAUACUUUGGUAAAUAUUAUUUGACCCAAGUAUUGGAAGAAAACUUUUCAAAAAUUGUAAAUAUUACCGUAGUAAAAAUAAAAAUACUUUGUUGUAUUUUCUCCAUGAUGAGUCAAUGGAAGUUCUUUGCUGAACAGUAUUUAAUAUUAUUAUUAUCUAUCCAUGUAUGUAGCAUGUAAACUUAAACUAUAAAGUUAAAAUAGAUGAACCGAGCCCUCAAAUAGCUAAAUUGUUAGUUACUGAACUUAUCUGCCUUAAUAAAAAAGUAGUCCCAAUAUCGCAGAUACGUUGAAUACUGAACUUAUUUUUUUCAUAGCUUAUUCAGAUUUUUAAACAUAACAUUAAAAUCUAAAACCUGAUUUGUAGUUAAAAAAAGCUCUGUGAUUUGCUUUGACAUUUAUAAGAUUAAACACUAAACCUGUUAAAUAUAAACUAUAAAGUGUUCAAAAAAUAAUACCCUAUUACAUUAAAAUAUUUAUGCUUUAUAAUAUGAUACAUUAAACUUUCAAACUACAGAUGAAUGACAUAAAAGGUUUUAUCCUCUAGCUUACUCUUGUGAUCAAUGUUGUCUCAGGGCAAGUUGAGGGAAUGCACAAUUGAUUGAAUGAAAACAGUACCACUUGAUGUUUCUCUUUAAACCAAACUUAUUGGAAUUAUCUUUAAUUUAAAGUAUUAUUUUAAAAUGUAUAAUAAAUUUAAAACUGUUUAUAUUCAUUUUAAAAUAAUUUGCUUUAAUUGUCCCGUAUAUGCUUUGUUUCUACAAGAUUUGUUUCAUGUUACAAGUGUUAACAUACGUGAGUUAAACAGUAAGAUCUGCUUAUUAUUUAUUUUUAAUUUCUAUUGAACUACGUUAAACGCUGCUCGGUUUGUCCUUCCUGUCUUUUGUGGUUUUCCUGUUCAGUGUGAAAGCGCAAGUGUGAUAUUUUGAUGCUAUCUAAAGGAUUCUUCCUUUUUUGGAUUUAGGAUCCUUGUUUGCCAUUUGAUUUAUUGUUCGUACUUACUAGACUAGUUUUAUUUGUUACAGUUAUGUAAUCUGUCUAGAUAAAAAUGGGGUUUGAAGUCUCAUUGUCCCUUGUUGUUGGCACGUAUUCUUGUUGUAAUGAGUGUGUAUCCGUGUUAGAUAUUACCUCGGUCACCGUAGCUAAAUGCUGACUGGUUGCUCCUCGUGAUAUAGUUCGCUCCGUUAGUGCAAUACACCACUUAAUUUGCCAUAUGUUAGUGGACGACCUAGUUAGACAGUUAAAUUGUUAACGUCCAUCAAUAGUCAAGUGUGCCUCUUUCCAGUAAAGUCAGUAUUCCAAGCCUUAAAAGAGCAAUAAACCAGUGUUUCCUUUGCAAACAACACUCUCAUUAACUUUGUAUGAAUUAAGAAAGCCCUAGUCAAUUUUACUGUGUUUGUUUUUUCUAUGUAAAAAAAAUAUUUAAAAUGUUAUUUUAGAGUGUUAAAACUACCUGAAUUCUCUUCACCAUCCAUCUAAACAAUCAUCAUGUCCAUUAUAUUUAUUGACCAUUUCUUAAAAAAAAUAGUAAAGUGAAAAUGUAAAAGUUGUAGUGGUUUGUUUAUAAAUGUUAAACAAAGCAAGAGGGAAAAUGCAUGAUUUAUAAAUAAUUUCCACUGGUGUACUCAUGGUUAUUUAUUAUAAUAUUUAUUUCUAGUACUGAUGGGUUUUUUGAAUGUAACUCGACAAUGUUAAAUUUUUGAAAUGUUAGAUUGAAGAAGGACCAUUAGAUUUUAAAAUUUGUUGCCACCAUUAUAUUUCACAAUUUGUUGAUGUCCUGUGUUUAAUCUAUUUUGUCUGUCUUGUUAGGUUAUAUUUAAUUCUCAGAUUGCCAUGUACCAUUGCCUGCUUAUUAAAUUUCUAGUUAAGUUUUGUUGCGCAUAUCUUCCGUUUUCCUAAUGGUUUCUUCUUCAUAAUUUUAAUUAUUCCUCGAUGAUUGUUCAAAAUAAAUAGUUCUACUUCUUUUACAUAA